CGGGAAUUUGAUUCAUUUUUAAAACAUCGCUGUCCGACCUGUGUCAGCUCGUCGCCAGAAUCUCCCUCUGUCCUUUUUCCCCUAUCUCUCGCUUUGCUUUUUAUUCCCUCGCCACCAGAGAGAUACUUCGCCCCCAAACAAAGACCAUUGUCAACAUUCCUUUUCAGCUCUUCUCGCCCCAUUCACUAUCGGAAAGAGAACGAGCAAAAUCAAGACAAAUACGAGAUACUACUUUUUAUCCCUUCAAUUUCGGGUGUUGACGUUUUCCAAUAAUAAACAUCAGCCUCGUUCGCUCCGGACACCACCACAACAGCAUCACCAUGGAUGCUCCUGUGGCUCUCAAUCGAGCUGCUCUUAAUGAGUUUGUCACCCGCCCAGUAUCACGAGAGAUGGUGGCCUAUCUGGCUCAGCAAGCUUCGCUGGUCAUCCGCUGCGAGACGCAUGUGACCUCUGCCGUUAGCCGUCAUGGUCAGCCUACGCCUCCAAGCACACCUCCACUGGAUGGCUUGCCUCCUCUGCCAUCGCUUGAGACAUUCAUCAUCUCGCUCGUCACUCGGUCUCAGGUCCAGGUUCCUACGCUGAUGACCUCCUUGGUCUACCUGGCUCGACUGCGCGCCCGCUUGCCGCCUGUCGCCAAGGGCAUGCGUUGCACUGUCCAUCGGAUCUUCCUUGCGUCGCUCAUCCUGGCGGCAAAGAACCUGAAUGACUCGAGCCCCAAGAACAAGCACUGGGCCCGCUACACGGCCGUCAAAGGCUACGAUGGCUUCUCCUUCUCGCUGCCAGAGGUGAAUCUGAUGGAACGUCAGCUGCUGUUUCUCCUCGACUGGGACACUCGUGUUACCGAAGACGACCUUUUUCUACAUCUCGAGCCGUUUCUAGCCCCUAUUCGCCAGCGAUUUGAGGCGCAAGAGCGCGAGGCAGAGCUGAGACGCCAGCAACAGCAACAGCAGCAACACUACCGCGAAUGGCGCCGCCUCCAUACAUCGGCAGAGCUCCUUGCUAACCGUCUGCGUCGCCAGAAGGUCGAGGGGCGUGCAGACGCUCGCCGCAGCAUGGUCGAGGGCGGCUCGCCUCGCAAGCGUCUUACCAACCACGUCUCCUCGUCCAGCCUCGGGGGCUCCCCGCAAUCCGUCGAGGGUGAGCGGUACACUCCCUACAAUCCUCACCACCACCAGCGCCAGCGCACGUCGCCAUACCGGUCUGGCCGAUCUAUCUCUCCACCAUCCGUCAACGAUGUCCCCUGCCUCUCUCGCGCAGAGACUUUCAAUUCAUUGAGCUCCCGUUCCUCCAGUGUUGCUCCCAGCUCGCGCGGCACUCCAGCCAGCAUCAGCACCUCCUGCUCUUCGACCAGCAUGGACGAAGUCGUCGUAGCGGACGCUGCCAACAGCCCUUCUACUUCUAGUCUGGGCUACAGCUAUGUCAACAUACCCGCGGUCCAGGCAGACCCAAAGCAGUCUUUCAACGACUUCCACGAACAUCGUCACCACCAGCAGCCCAACAAGAAGAUGAGAAUGGCCAGCAACAACGGCAGCACCGGCUUUGUCGCCCGGUUCUUGGCGUCUGCCGCGGGCUACCACAUGGGCGGUCGUCACGGGCGUGUCUAAUUUCGUUCUUUCACUAUCAUUCAGUCGAGCAGGUCUCGAUUCUACCAAGGAAAACAUAAUAGGAAAUACCCACUAGAGCUUCGUUCUCCCCUACUGUCGUUGUUCCCUUCUAUUUACCUCCUUUUGUUCAA
Molecule: messenger RNA, 1735 nt
Organism: Aspergillus novofumigatus IBT 16806
Lineage: Eukaryota; Fungi; Ascomycota; Eurotiomycetes; Eurotiales; Aspergillaceae
Product: cyclin family protein
Exons: 2
Coding region: 321-1604 (427 amino acids)
Biological process (GO): regulation of cyclin-dependent protein serine/threonine kinase activity
Cellular component (GO): cyclin-dependent protein kinase holoenzyme complex; nucleus
Molecular function (GO): protein kinase binding; cyclin-dependent protein serine/threonine kinase regulator activity
Source: RefSeq, a predicted model, not a curated record